UGUGGCACGCGGUACCGCACCGCCGGAUCGGACGCGCACCCUGCGGCAUCUCGCGCCUCGAUCGGCGUCCGACGCGGCGCUAAGCCGCAUCUCGCGGUGACGUGUGGAGGAGAGGCAGCAUUGGGCGGAUGAGGAGGCCUCUCCACAACACAAGGCGGAAGGCGCUCACCGUCGCUUCUCUGCAGCACACCACAUCACCACGGAACAAGCAUGACAGCCGACAAGUACAUGCGCUGGGACGCUGCGGGCGUCGAGCACGGCGCAGGCGCAGAGGAGGAUGCGCUGAUUGCCGAGGUGUGUGCGCAGAUCAACGAGUCGCAGACACGCGUGCGCGAUGCGCACCACCAUGCGUUUACCGGCACGCACGUCAAGACGCACGGCGUCGUCAAGGGCUCGCUGGAGGUGCUGCCGAACCUGCCGGCGCACCUCGCACAGAGCAUGUUCGCCAAGCAAGCGACGUACCCCGUCGCCAUUCGCUUCAGUUCAGAGCCAACGGACCUCGUGCCGGACACGCAGCGUGCGCCGAGAGGCAUGGCAAUCAAGGUCUUCAACGUCGACGGCGAGAAGCUGCGCCAGGACGGCAAGGAUCCGCGCACGCAGGACCUCGAGUUCAACAAUGCAACCGCGAUCGAGCUUGGCAACGCCCGCGUCACGCGUGACAUCAUCGGCCUGCGUCUGAAGCACAGCGACGACGCCUCGGCGCUGCAAGCCGAGCUGAAGAAGCGCGACGACUACGCAGUGCAAAAGGCGCGCGACGAGAUCCCCAACACGCCGCUCGUGGCGCACCGCCAGUACAGCCAGGCGGCGAUGCGCUUUGGCGACUAUGUGGCAAAGCUGGCCCUCGUGCCUGUAGGCGACACACAGAAGGCGCUCGAGGCCAAGGAGCUGCCAGAGGAGACCAACGAGAAGACGGGCCUGCGGCAAAAUCUAGAGCAGUUCCUGCAGCAGAACACGGCGACGUGGGAGCUGCAAGCGCAACUGCUCGAGGAUCUCGAGCAGCAGCCCGUCGAGGAUGCGCGCGUCGAAUGGCCGCAGGACAAGUUCCCGUACCAGACGAUUGCGCGGCUGAGCGUGCCGCCUCAGGAGUGCUUCCUGCCCCAGCGAGUCAACUUUUGGCGCGACCAAAUGCGUCUGGAUCCCUGGUACGGCCUCGCGUCGCUGCAGCCGCUGGGCAGCGUGAACCGGCUGCGCAAGGGCGUGUAUGCCGCCUCGAGCGCACAUCGGCGACGCCUCAACGGUGGCGUGCCUGUGGUGAGCGUGGCGUCGGUGGAUGAGCUGCCGGACGAGUAAGGGGCCAGCGCCUGCGCUCAGGAAGAGGA
Tilletiopsis washingtonensis is the source of this 1319-nucleotide messenger RNA. RefSeq names its product heme-dependent catalase. Gene Ontology annotation, molecular function: heme binding. Lineage: Eukaryota; Fungi; Basidiomycota; Exobasidiomycetes; Entylomatales. The transcript has 6 exons. The record is from RefSeq and is a predicted model, not a curated record. The coding region runs from base 211 to 1290 and encodes 359 amino acids.